This is a messenger RNA of Sarcophilus harrisii (Tasmanian devil), 1473 nucleotides long. RefSeq names its product collagen alpha-1(I) chain-like. The coding region runs from base 1 to 1473 and encodes 490 amino acids. The record is from RefSeq and is a predicted model, not a curated record. The transcript is spliced from 4 exons. Lineage: Eukaryota; Metazoa; Chordata; Mammalia; Dasyuromorphia; Dasyuridae.
AUGGCGUUGCCAGAGGCUGGGGCGGAGCGGCGGAAACUGGAAGCCCCCUCUGUCCCCCCCAAGGCCCAGGGCCCGGAGUCGGACGCCCCGGGGCCACUUCGGAGCUCCAAGCGCAGGGGAAGUUGGGAGGCGGGCGCCCACCUGUCCGGGGCCGCUGCUAGGCGGUGCGCUCCCCGACGCCCCUCCAGCCCUGCCCCGCGGCCCCAAGCACUCCUCCUCUCUCUGGGGGCCUCUGGUUCCCGAUCCCCCCCCGGACCCGAGGGCGCCCCUGCGGGGCUCCAGGCCCCCUCCCCGGGGCCAUCCUCGCGGCGGGCUGCCGGUCCAGCCCCGCGCCCCUCCGGCCGCACUUACCCUGUAGGGCCGCGCUGCUCCGGACUGGCCCGAGGCUUCUUGGGCGGCCGGGACGGACGGGGCGGAGGGGAUGGACGGGGCGGGCGGGGAGCGGCCAGGGGUCAGGAGAGGACCGUCGGGCCGGCCCGGGCAGCCGGUCUGGGGCCAGGCCGAGACCCCUGUCCGGGGUCGCCCCGAAACGUCUCUAGGAAUCGCCGCGUGCGGCUGGGACUUAUUACCCGCGAAGUUCGGGGACCUGGCAAGCAGCUGGGGAGGCGGGGGGAGGGCCGGGCCGGAGGAGCACUAGGAGCGCCUGGGCCCCCUCCCCUCCUUCACGCGCCCAUUCCUUUCCGUGACGUGGAGUCUGGCCUGGGCGGGGCGCAGGGCCCCCCUCGCCAGGUCCGGCCCUCGGGGUUAGCGCCGGGACCUCGAAACGAGCGCUCCCCACCCGGGAAAGAGAAACCGACCCAGUGGGAAACGGGCGGGGGUCCGUGGGCGCGGCCGGGGAUGGACCGAGUCCAGCCGCCGGGUGCCCGAGCGUCCCGUCGGGGGCGGUGGGGGGGCCCGCAGUGGGAAGCCCGGGGGGCUCCCGAGCCCGGCUCGGGGCGGCUGCGCGGGCACCUAAAGCCUCCGAGUUCUGCACCCCGGAGCCCAGCGCCCUCCUCCCCCCGCCGCCUUGGCCAGGGGCUCCGGGAGCGCAAGGGGGAAGGCCCAGGAGCACCAGCCACUCCUCCAUAUGGCUGGGCCCCCAAGAGGGAGGCCGAGGGUCGGGGAGGCCGGAGCCCCAUUCACCCAGGGUGGAGGUCGGCACCCAAUGGUGGCCACUUUUUGGAAAGGCUGCUCCUGGACAUGGCCUCCUGCAGCCAGGACUGUUCCAGCUUCAUCAGUGACUUGGGGGGGGGGGGUCGUUCUCUGAGUGGCCGGAGUGGCUGGAUGACUGAAAGGCGAGGCGGGGAAUGCCUUUUCCUUCUCUACCCACUGGUCCCUGGACGGAGCUGGAAGACGUGGCCUUUCGAGGGCUGUGGCGAGAGCCCCCUCCGCCCAGCCAGGGCUCGGAGCGCCGCGCGGGCCCACGACGGCAGCCUCCCCGGCGCCCGCCUGGCCCCCUGUGGCCGGCAGCUUCUCAGCGGGCACGGAUCCUAG